AUGAUGAACGACCGCCCUCCCCCGCCGGACGAACCGGACCCGAUCGUCCCCCGCGACCUCAAAGCAAAACGCUCCGUGCCGUCACCCCGCAAAGCAGCCACCAUCCGGAGCGCAAAAGGGUCCAUAUUUGGCAAAGCAUCGAUACCCAGCGUCUACUGGGCCGGCGACGACCCGACGCCCAUGAACAAUGAAGAGUUCACGUUCUACCGCGAGGACACGCCGCCGCUGCCGGAUGGCACCGGCGGUGACAAAGCUGCUCGGACGCGGGGGUAUCGGCAGAGCGUGUUCGAUCACGACGAGGAGGAUAGCGACCGCAAGAGGAAGCGCAAGUGCUGCGGUAUGACAAUGUGGGUGUUUUGGUUGCUCGUCGCUCUGAUUGUUGCGGUUGUUCUCGGAGUUGGUAUCGGUGUUGGUGUUGGCAUUGGCGCGAAUCAGAAGUCGGACCAGAGCGCCGCGGCGACGAGGCGCGAGUUCGACGUCGUCAACCAUGAUUGUGCCCACAAUGUCCAGCUCCUCCAUGCCACGGAGCAGCAGCGAUGCAACCGCAACCGAGACGGCAUCAACAACGAUACCAACCUCGACGCGGACAACACGGUCUACAACGUCAUCGGCUCCGACAAGCGCUUCCUCCGGGUCUGCGGGGUCGACUACAGCGGCGACGACGGCGCCAUCGACAUGUCCAACACGCAGGCGAGUACCAUGGGCGACUGCAUGGAGAUUUGCGCAAAGUCGGCCCAGUGCACCGGCGUAUCGUGGGGCAACGUCAUGAUCAACGGCGCCGCGGAGCUGCGGUGCUGGCUAAAGCGGGACUUGAAAAAGUCGCAUGCGGCGGUAGAGAAUUGGAACUUUGCCGUCUUGUUAUGA
Messenger RNA from Colletotrichum acutatum, 864 nucleotides. RefSeq lists its product as uncharacterized. The coding region runs from base 1 to 864 and encodes 287 amino acids. The record is from RefSeq and is a predicted model, not a curated record. The transcript has 3 exons. NCBI's taxonomy places the organism in Eukaryota, Fungi, Ascomycota, Sordariomycetes, Glomerellales, Glomerellaceae.